UAACUUGUCUCGGUCUCCUAACCCGUCUACUCAUAAAACGACGCCAGUUAGCACCGUUUCAUCCCUCGUUGUCUGAGGUUCUGACCUGCUCACAAGCAUUGCCAUUUUAACUUACUAAGCCUUAUCCGAACUCUUGCGAACGGUUUGUGCUACUCUUCCUGACGAGUAGUUGAUACUUCACUUGUUACAAGACAAGAUGAACCACUAUUGCGUCAAAUACUUGUGUCUUUUUCUGUCGCUUGCUCUCCCUCAAGCUUCUUUCGCGCUCCUAACUGGAUUCAAUUAUAAAAAUUUACCAUACCAAAGUGAUGGUGCCGCUGGGCAAACCGGUUACAAUCAAUGUGGCACCAAAGCUCAUCCAAACAGUCAUUGCCAGAACGCGUUCAUCAAUCAGCCGAGGACUUUUGCAUCUUCGCACCACCGAGACCCCUAGUCGUAGGUGAAGCCGAGCGUAUAGCUGUCUCUUACUGCUCAAAAGAUGGCUAUGGGACUCGCCUGAUCCCACCUGGAACUUUCAAGAAUUUACACUUUGUUCGCACUCCACACUAUGUCCAAAUUACCGCCCUUGGUAACUUCACCAAAGUCAAUGUUCCAAAGGGUGAUGAGGGCGGCGAAUUAGACCCUUCGGGGGCUGACAAUCACGGAAACCCCGUCGGUGGAUUAGUAUUUGGCGAACGCGGUCAGUUUAACCAUUGGACCGAGUUCAUUGCCUAUGAUGAGUUCUGUAUCAGAGCUUGUUUUAAUACACCCGAAUCCCCGAGAUAUUGCCAGCAUAUCUAUGACUUGGAAGGAUGUGCCUGGAACAUACCCGGUAACUACGACGGCCCUGGAUUUGACGAAUGCGAGGGAGAAGACGUCCCUCUACCUAUGGGUGAAUACCGCCGACCCGAUGGGUCAAUUUACACUUGGCAGCGGGGUAGCGCACCUCAGCCUCCACCAGGUGCCCCUGGUAAACUGAAAAAAUGCAAGAGUGUCCAUGCCCCAGGCUUGAACUACCCACGAUCAAAAAGAUUUGAACGAAACAGUUAGCCUUUGAGUGGUUACUUGGAUGGACAACAUGAUCGUCACAAAAUUAUUGAACAUUGCUGUCUAUUUUAGCCCUUUGUCUUACCCCUUUGCCUGUAUAGGUUUGGAGAUUGAUAAAUUUCUUCAUUUACUUCACUUUUUAUUUUGGUCAUGUAAAAUGUAGCAGCUUUUUUAUCAGUUUCAAGCUCAGUUCCUCAUUUAAGCUGCCUUGGAGUUGUGAUGUGGUCAUCUGAUUCUUUUGGGACUAGAUAGUGGCAAUGCAUCAUGCAACAAUGAAG
Molecule: messenger RNA, 1304 nt
Organism: Puccinia graminis f. sp. tritici CRL 75-36-700-3
Lineage: Eukaryota; Fungi; Basidiomycota; Pucciniomycetes; Pucciniales; Pucciniaceae
Exons: 10
Coding region: 340-1029 (229 amino acids)
Source: RefSeq, a predicted model, not a curated record